CACGGGAGUUCUGCUGGUGCUUUAGAUACAGGCGACUGCCGGAUGGCCAGCCCACUGCAGACAUCUUAGCUGUUCUUGUUUGUAGGGCCGUUGCCAGCGUCCGCCCGCCACAGGACGCCCACCGCCCCCCUCUCCAUCGCCGAGGCAGCGCGGCUCCUGAUUGGCCGGCCGCGCGGCCGUGUCAGCCACAGCAACGGCGGUCGAUCGGCGUAGAACGGGGGUAAACACCCGUGCACCGCUGGAGGGAGAGAGUGCGGUGUUUGCUCUGUUUGGGUGUCGAAGCGCGGGAGAAGGUGAGGAGCGGGAGGACAGGAGGAGAGAGGAAGAAGGAAGGAAGGACACAGAAGAUGAGCACAAGAGAAGAGACAGGAGCAGGCUGCGGACAGGCACAGAACCCCGGUAGAGUGAUUCUGCGCAGCACACCCCCUCCAGCACACACACACACACGCACAGCAUGUCUGCAGUAGCCAUUGAACAAUCCAACAAGCCACAGCCUUCGGCAACCAUCGUGGACUCGGCGUGGGACACAGCGUUGUCCAACGCCAUUGUGAAGACCGGGCUCGGGUUCGGGGCCGGUGUCGUCGUCUCCGUGCUCCUGUUCAAGAGAAGAGCGUUCCCUGUCUGGCUGGGCGUCGGCUUCGGGCUCGGCAGAUCCUACGCGGAGGCAGACUCCGUCUUCAGACAGGCGGGCCUGAGAAAGAAAAUGACCAAUACCGAACCACUUUACGCAACUCAUAACGAAUUCAGAAGUGAUACCUUCACUGUUCCAACCAGAAAGAUGCUCGAGUCCGUUCUUACGUGCACUACCGGUGACUCCGUCUAUAAGGAGGACCAAGACUGCCUUGAUCUCGAGGAUAAGGUGGCGAGGCUUUGCGGAAAAGAAGCUGCGCUAUUCUGCUCUUCCGGUACCAUGUCUAACCAGAUUGGUUUAAGAGCAAACCUUUUUCAACCACCACACAGCAUUUUGUGUGACUACAGAGCCCACGUAUACACCCACGAAGCAGGUGGUUUGGCAACUUUGUCACAGGCGAUGGUGACCCCAGUCAUUCCCGCCAAUGGCGACUACCUCACCCUGGAUGACAUCUUGGACAAUUAUAUUCCUGACGAUGGUGACAUUCACAUGGCACCAACUAAAGUGAUUUCCCUCGAGAACACCCUACAUGGUAUCAUCACUCCCUACGAAGAAAUCAAGAAAAUUUCUGCCUGGUGUCAGGAAAACGACAUCAAGUUCCAUUGCGAUGGAGCAAGACUUUGGAAUGCAGCCGCCGAAACCGGAAUUUCAAUGUUUGACUACUGCACGCUCUUCGACUCGGUUUCACUCUGCUUGUCCAAAUCCAUUGGUGCUCCUUACGGGUCAAUCUUAGUCGGUAGUCGUAAAUUCAUCGAGAAGUGUAACCACUUCAAGAAACAGAAUGGUGGUGGUAUUAGACAAGCAGGUAUGUUGGCAAGAAUGGCAUCGAUUGCUAUCGAUGAUAACUUUUCCAAGCUUCAGAUCUCCCACAGCUAUGCUAAGGACUUUGGACGGUUCUGUCAAGAACAAGGAAUUCCUUUAGAGUCCCCAGUGGACUCUAGUUUUGUUUUCUUGGACUACAAGAAAGUGAAGAUAAAUCCUCAUGUUUACGAGUUAGCAUCAAAGAAGUACAACGUCAAGACAAUGGGUAACAGAGUUGCUUUCCAUUACCAAAACAGCCCAGAAUCGAUAGAAAACCUCAAACUGGCACUUCUUGAAGCUUACAAGGAUUCUCUCGUUAAUCCAUACUACACCAAGGGGGCUUCCAAAUUGUACCGUUCAAGUUCUUCUGGCUCCGAUCAUACUCUAGUGGAAAUGAAUGCUAUUGCUGAACGGAAGGCCAGAAACUGAAACAACUAUCGCACAAAAAACUUUACUAAGCAUCCUAAAAUUAGAACUACGCUACGGGAUUAUAUUUCCCUUUUUAUCUAUACAUUAUGUAAAAAUAUAACAAGAUUCUGACC
Messenger RNA from Pichia membranifaciens NRRL Y-2026, 1974 nucleotides. RefSeq lists its product as hypothetical. Lineage: Eukaryota; Fungi; Ascomycota; Pichiomycetes; Pichiales; Pichiaceae. Gene Ontology annotation, molecular function: L-allo-threonine aldolase activity. Gene Ontology annotation, biological process: L-threonine catabolic process; glycine biosynthetic process. The coding region runs from base 455 to 1861 and encodes 468 amino acids. The transcript has 2 exons. The record is from RefSeq and is a predicted model, not a curated record. Gene Ontology annotation, cellular component: mitochondrial inner membrane; MICOS complex; cytosol.